GUUUGUUUACAUUUUUUACAGCGCGUAUGAAUACGCCAUUUUGUAAUGCGGUUACCUAAUUUGCAUAGUUAUUACACUAGUUAUAUAUGAAGUUAUUGCAUGGGAUUAUAUCACUCCUGCGCCGCUAUGAAAAUGGCGAGCGAUUCACAAAGAAUGUCUGAUGAAGAAAGAAGUGGACACGCGAUAGGGCGUGAUGACCAAGUGCAAGUAGCGAUGCGCGAUGGGAUACCACCCCCGGGCGCUAUGGACAUGUUGAAGGCAGGGCUUCGUCAAGUAACGGGAGCGAUGCCCGAUGGAAUACCACCCAAAGGCGCCAUGGACAUGGUUAAGGCAGGGCUUCAUCAAGUUAAGGUGUGCAAUUACGACGCGGACCGGUUGGAGCGGAAGCUCGAGGGGGAAUUAUUUGACAAGUGGAAUGAAAAGUGCGAGGUUGUCAAGGCAACCAAAAUACCCGUGGACACGCUCCCUGAUUAUCUCGACCACAUGCAAGAGGCAUAUGAAGGUAUUGACGACAAGGUUAGAAAAAGGAUGGACGGUAUUCUCUUCACAGACGACUCCUGGGAGUACCAGAUUGUCGAAUGGAAGUUUAACAAGGGAGCCGAUAGUGGUGCGCGGUACGGCAUGAUGGCAUUUGGACGCUCACCCGACGGAAACUUUGUAGAUUGCAUGUAUGUUAUGUACAUGAUGGACUUCAAAAUUGCGGCAAAGAGAAUCGUCACAGAGGAAAAACAUUCAGCUCUAUGGGGACUUCUAGGCUGGACUACGGAAUCUGUAUCUUACGAGGGAAGAAAUCUUGGUGCCGUCUCUAUUAAAAACCUUCAGAAUUUCUUUCGAGUUAAAGCAAUGCAAGGCUUUUACCAGAAUGGGGUCAUAGACAGUAUAAACUAUGUCACAGAUCUGGAUGAGAUUGCAGAUAAAUAAACAGUAAACCACGUGACUUUUGCCCUUAUAUAUAUAUAUACUGUGCUGUCAAACUCCUUUAAAACGCGAUAGAGAGAAGUGUUCAUCCCAAACGCACCAUUUUGUUAUUAUUGAUUUUAAAGAAAACUUUUAUGUUGUUCGUUAUAAUUUAAAACAAAGGCUAUUGAUUGUUUUAUUGCUAUUUCAUUGCUAGUAUUAUUAUUUUUUUCGACAGAAUACAUUUAUGCCUAACCCUUCCUGGAUGUUUUAAA
This is a messenger RNA of Mya arenaria, 1172 nucleotides long. RefSeq lists its product as uncharacterized. The record is from RefSeq and is a predicted model, not a curated record. Lineage: Eukaryota; Metazoa; Mollusca; Bivalvia; Myida; Myidae. Bases 100 to 921 code for a protein of 273 amino acids. The transcript has 6 exons.